GCAUCUCCUGUGGGCGGGACUAAGUCUCGUCGAGGAGGGGAGUUAGAGAAGUGAGAAAGGGCCAUUGUUAAGACUUGGUGAUGACCUGCUGACCUGCUGAUCUGCAGGUUUCCCCCAGCAUGAGCGCUGAGGAGCUGACCAAUCAGGUGCUGUUCAUGAGGAACGUCCCCCCUGCAGAGAGAGACGUCUGGAUGACCUUCGAGGUGCUGGAGGAUGGACAGCUGGAACGGCCUCUGCUCCCCAGACAGAAAGUUCUGGAAGAAGCUUUGCAGUGGUGCAAGAUGGCCGACCCGAGCUCAGCACACCUGGUGGUGAAGAAAGUUCCUAAAACAGACCUCCUCACCUCCUAUCACAGCGACAUCAUGAAGGUGGGUCUGCUGAGGUGUCGUGAGGAACCUCCGAAGCUCCUGCAGGGGAACAAGUUCCAGGAGAGAACGUUCCAGAUCAGGGAGAACAAACUGCUGCUGCUCAAAGACAAGAAGAGCAUCAAACCAGAGAAGGAAUGGUCUCUGAAGAACAUGAAGAUCUACAUCGGCAUCCGCAGGAAACUGAAGGCUCCGAGCAGGUGGGGGUUCACCGUGAUGUCGGACAAACACCAGCUGUAAGUAUGA
Molecule: messenger RNA, 611 nt
Organism: Notothenia coriiceps (black rockcod)
Lineage: Eukaryota; Metazoa; Chordata; Actinopteri; Perciformes; Nototheniidae
Product: arf-GAP with Rho-GAP domain, ANK repeat and PH domain-containing protein 3-like
Exons: 5
Coding region: 120-605 (161 amino acids)
Biological process (GO): signal transduction
Cellular component (GO): cytoplasm
Molecular function (GO): phosphatidylinositol-3,4,5-trisphosphate binding
Source: RefSeq, a predicted model, not a curated record